UGGGUCACCGGCUGGGGGAACAUCGGCCAAGGAAUUCCUCUACCGCCACCGCAGAACCUUAUGGAAGUUCAGGUUCCUGUGGUCGGGGAACGCCAAUGCGAUUGCUACUAUGGCGGAGGAGUCAUCACCGACAAUAUGAUUUGUGCCGGGCUGAGUGAGGGUGGAAAGGACGCCUGUCAGGGUGAUUCUGGCGGUCCCAUGAUGAGCAAGCAAGGAUCUGUGUGGGUGCUGAGCGGGCUCGUGAGCUUUGGGAGAGGUUGCGCUUUGCCAAAAUUUCCGUUCGUUUACACGCGGGUGUCCAGGUACGAG
Hippocampus comes (tiger tail seahorse) is the source of this 309-nucleotide messenger RNA. RefSeq names its product mast cell tryptase-like. The record is from RefSeq and is a predicted model, not a curated record. Gene Ontology annotation, biological process: proteolysis. The annotation marks the transcript as partial. Lineage: Eukaryota; Metazoa; Chordata; Actinopteri; Syngnathiformes; Syngnathidae. The transcript has 3 exons. Gene Ontology annotation, molecular function: serine-type endopeptidase activity.